Molecule: messenger RNA, 3952 nt
Organism: Sardina pilchardus (European sardine)
Lineage: Eukaryota; Metazoa; Chordata; Actinopteri; Clupeiformes; Clupeidae
Product: sortilin-related receptor-like
Exons: 19
Coding region: 40-2553 (837 amino acids)
Cellular component (GO): plasma membrane
Molecular function (GO): protein binding
Source: RefSeq, a predicted model, not a curated record
GGCAGUCAGGGACACCCAUGUGGACCCUAUACCCCCAGAAUGAAGGGCUACGUGUGUUUCUUUCUUUUCGUGAUUUCAGCCAGUGUACAGGUUGUGCACACUGCCCCCACGUGUUCCCCAAACGCGUUCCGUUGCGGAGACGGGAGGUGCAUCGACUCGUCAGAUGUCUGCAACGGACUGGUUGAGUGCGCCGACAUGAGCGACGAAAUGAACUGCAGCUGUAAGAGGGAGGAGUUCAGCUGUGGAGACGGACGCUGUGUUCCCUCCUCCUGGGUCUGUGAUGGACUAGUGGACUGCUCUGACAAGAGGGACGAGGCCAACUGCAGUGACGUUGCCCGGACGUGCAGUGGGAGUUUCUUCCACUGUGACAUGGUGCGCUGCAUCCCCCACUCCUGGAUCUGUGACGGAGAUGUGGACUGCAUGGACAAGAGCGACGAGAGGAACUGCUAUCAUAUGGGGAUGGGCGUGGAGAGGCCGUGCCCUUUGAACUCUUUCCGCUGCGCUGACGGCCGCUGCAUCCCCUCCUCGGGACUCUGUAACGGACGCAGUGAGUGUGCAGACGGGAGCGACGAGAGCAACUGCAUCAUCACUGAGAGGACUCUUACAGUAGGCUUUGCCGAGAUGACCACCACAACAACCAUCACUGAGAUGACCACCAUAGCAACUACCACUGAAAUGACCACUACAGCCACUACCACUGCGAUGCCCACUACAGCAGCCGUCACUGAGAUGACCACCAUAGCAACUACCACUGAAAUGACCACCAUAGCAGCCACCACUGAGAUGACCACCAUAGCAACUACCACUGAAAUGACCACCAUAGCAGCCACCACUGAGAUGACCACCAUAGCAACUACCACUGGGAUGACCACCACAGCCGCCACCACUGAGAUGACCACCAUAGCAACUACCAUUGAGAUGACCACCACAACCGCCCCCUGCUCUCCUGGCUCUGUGCCCUGCGGCAGCGUUGGCGAGUGCGUUCUCUCCGCAGCCGUGUGUGACGGACAGGUCGACUGCUCGGACCGCAGCGACGAGGCCAACUGCACCUAUAUGGAGAGAGGCCUUGCAGAGCCGACGUGCUCCCCGAACGCCUUCCGCUGUGGCGAUGGAGUGUGUGUUCCGUCCGCUGCCGUCUGCAACGGACAGCACGACUGCCCCGACACCAGUGAUGAGGCAAACUGCACGGCCACACUGAUGACCUGCCACCCGGCCUCUUUCAGCUGUGGCGACGGCACCUGCAUCCCCUCAGCGUGGAUCUGUGACGGCCAGUACGACUGCAGCGACAGCAGCGACGAAAGCAACUGCACGGUCCCCGAGAGCACCUGCGCUCCAGACUAUAGCCGCUGUGGAGACGGACGCUGCAUCCCCUCCCUCUGGCUCUGCGAUGGACGUGCCGACUGCUCGGACAGGAGUGACGAGGACAACUGCACCAUCGCAGAAUCCACCUGCUUGGCAACAGACUUCUACUGUGAUGAUGGCAGCUGCACUCCUUCCUCUGGAGUCUGUGAUGGAGUGGGCCAGUGUGUUGACAGCAGUGACGAGAGGAAUUGUUCCACCGUAGGCCCAGCCUGCUCUGUAUCAGACUUCCUGUGUGAUGACGGCUCCUGUAUCCCCUCUAGUGGGGUCUGUGACGGAGUGAGUCAGUGUGUGGACGGGAGCGACGAGAGGAACUGCUACACCGUAGAACCUACCUGUUCCUCUUCUGAGUUCCGCUGCGAUGAUGGCAUGUGCAUUCCUUCCUCUGAGGUCUGCGAUGGACAGAGUCAGUGUUCGGACAAGAGUGACGAAAAGAGCUGCCCCACCGUAGAACCCACCUGCACCGUGACAGAGUUCCGCUGUGAUGACGGUCGCUGUGUUCCUUCCUCUGGUGUCUGUGAUGGCGUGAGUGACUGCGUGGACGGCAGCGACGAGAGGAACUGCCCCACCGUAGAGGCCCCCUGCUCCUCGUCUGAGUUCCGCUGUGGUGACGGCGCCUGCGUCCCCUCCUCAGGAGUGUGCAACGGGGUCCCCCAGUGUCUGGACCGCAGCGACGAGGACAACUGCACUUCCACAGAGAGGACGUGUUCGCCGACUCAGUUCCGCUGCUCCGAUGGCGCCUGCGUCCAGUCCAUCUGGGUGUGUGACGGAGAGAUCGACUGCGUAGACGGCAGCGACGAGAACAACUGCAGUUCCAGCCAGAGGACGUGUGGUCCAGACUACUUCCCCUGUGGGAACGGCCUCUGCAUCCCCAACAAAUGGCUCUGCGACGGCAAAGCAGAGUGCCCCGACCACAGCGACGAGACCAACUGCUCCCACACGAGCUGCAGGCCGAGCGAGUUCCACUGCGGGGUCGGCGGCCGCUGCAUCCCGUUGGCCUGGGUGUGUGAUGGAGAGAGCGACUGCAUGGACAAGAGCGACGAGAGGAACUGCACAGUGAGUGUGAUGGUGACGACGUGCAGGCCCGGAGAGUUCCGCUGCGGUGACGGCAGCUGCAUCCCCUCGGCCCUGGUCUGCAACGGGAACCGCGACUGCAACGACGGCAGCGACGAAGACCAGCAGCAGAACUGCUAACUGCUGCCAUGGGGAUGACCAGAGGCUCUCUGGAGGAAACUUCCAGAAACUGUAGCAACACCAGUCUGCAAGUGAAUGCAUCUCCGCAGUCUAGACCUCCAGCAAUACUUGACGUAUAUGUGUGUAUACACAUCUGCCAUCGUAACUGCAAUAAUGAUCUCACAAUACAAUACACUUACUGGUAGUGUUUCCUAGGCCUACUCGACACUGGUCGAACUGCCCGUUUUAUUACAAUGUCAUCCAUGUGAACAGCUAUUUUCAUUUGGCCAGUGUUGUCCCUGUCCAGAUCUUUGGAGCUUCUGAAGAGAGAUGUGCUUCAGUUUUGUGCUUCAGUUUUUUCAGUGUUUUGUUUAAUCAUCAAACUUUAGUUUGUUAGUAAAAUUAGCUCAAUUAAUGCUGACAUUAUAUUAUAUUCCUCACAUUAUAGACCUCUGACGUUCGCCUACAAAGAAAAGAAUCAAAGCUGCCAUUUUUUGCCCAUAUAAGGAGAUCCGGGUGCUAAUUGAAGUUAACUUCCUAUGGCAAGUUGCAUUGAAAGUUAGCUCUGGAGUAGAAAUAAUCAGAAUCUAUCAUCACAACAUACCGAAGAUGACAGUAUCUACUAGAAGGCAGAGAACACAAGUGUGUGCAGUAAAAUGUCUGCAUGUGCAAUUUCUUCGCCUCUGCAAGACUUUAACACGUGUGAUAAUUCAAAAAUCCCCAUGUUAUUUUCCUAUAGGAAACAUCACAAGAUACCAGAUCUCCUUCUAUGGGCAAAGAUGGUAGCAUUUUUUUUUUAAUGGUGAACUUCAGAGGUUCGCCUAAAAAUAAGGAACCAAAACUGCCAUCUUUACCCAUAUAAGGAGAUACGGGUGUUAAUUGAAGUGAACUACUUAUGGCAAGUUGCAUUGCAAGUUAGCUCUGGGGAAGCGAAAUCAAGAGUGUGUACAGGAAAUCGUCUGUCAUUUCUGCACUUUUUCCUCCCCGUGACAGUUCACAAGUGCGAUAAUUCAAAAUCCCCAUGUUAUUUUCCCAUUUUCCCCCCAUAAGAAAAAUCGCCAGAUACCGGAUCUUAAAGAUGGCAGGUUUUUUUGUAGGUGAACUUCAGAGGUCUAUCGAAGGUAAAACGCUGUGCUGUAGCAGACUAAACCAGAGGUGCUGAGGACAUUGGGGAGUAAGAAAGUCACGAGACAUAUUUGUCUCAACACAGGUUUAAAACUGUGUUGAACUUUAAAAAGUGAAUAAGUUAGUGACAGAGCUAUUGCCCCAGUAGGCCUACCUAGUGUUAUGCGGGAGUUGCAUGAAAACAAUUCCUUUACGCAAUCAACACCACGCAAGCGUACGUAUUGAUGUAGUAACUGUGAACAGGACCCAUUUGGGAGAGGAGGAGGAGGAGGAAAAAUGGCUUCUGCCACCAUAC